This is a messenger RNA of Gigantopelta aegis, 848 nucleotides long. RefSeq names its product coiled-coil domain-containing protein 153-like. Bases 100 to 699 code for a protein of 199 amino acids. The transcript is spliced from 6 exons. The record is from RefSeq and is a predicted model, not a curated record. Lineage: Eukaryota; Metazoa; Mollusca; Gastropoda; Neomphalida; Peltospiridae.
GACCGAUUUUCAUCCAAUGAAAUAAUUCUUCGUAUGUUUUCUGCGGGACCACGAAGCUUGAUUAGCAACGUAGUUUGAGGAAACUAAUUUGCUUCAAUCAUGCCUCCUAAAAAGAAGAAAGGAAAAGGCAAAAAGAAAGGAAAGAAGAAAGAUGAUGCCCAACUUCAGCUGGAAGAUAAAUACAAGAGAACAAUGGAUGAGAUUGAAGCCCUGAAAGAUCAUCUCGCAACACGUAAACAGCUGUCAAGAAAGGCGAACAUGCACAGCACGGAGUGGAAGAAACGGAUGUCGGACGUGGAGCUGGAAAUGAGAGACCAGCAGGAUGACCAGAAAGCCAUCAAUGCGGAUAUGACACGUCAGUACAAGACAAUGCAGACGGACAUGGGCCUGAAAAUCCACACACUUGAGUCUGAGCUGCAGAGAACCACACAGCAACUCCGGAGAGUGGAGGCGGAGUUGACGAUCACUGUGGAAGAGAAGAAGCGGAUGAAUUUUGAAAAAGAUCGGGAGAUCGAAAAACUGAAACACAAUAUUUACACCAUGGAAAAGGAAUAUGAACGAAUAUUAUUAGAAGCACUCGGCUCACUUGGGGAUAAAAUAGACAAAGCACGGAUCUCUUGGGGAGACCAAUCAACAAUGAUUCAGGCGAAAAAUAAACACAUCCUGCUUGAGUUUGGCCUCAACCCUUUAUAUAUCUGAAUGUUUAAAAAAAAAAAAAAAAAAAAAAAUCCUAAACACAUUCAGUAUGUAAGUGAAAGAAGAAACCUGAUAGAAGAACAAUAACACCUAAUCAAUGAAUUUGUUGUAAAAAGAAACACCCAUUCAGUAAAUGCUACUAAAACACCAAA